Molecule: messenger RNA, 2459 nt
Organism: Quercus robur (English oak)
Lineage: Eukaryota; Viridiplantae; Streptophyta; Magnoliopsida; Fagales; Fagaceae
Product: serine hydroxymethyltransferase 7-like
Exons: 4
Coding region: 164-1891 (575 amino acids)
Biological process (GO): folic acid metabolic process; tetrahydrofolate interconversion; L-serine catabolic process
Cellular component (GO): cytoplasm
Molecular function (GO): cobalt ion binding; glycine hydroxymethyltransferase activity; zinc ion binding
Source: RefSeq, a predicted model, not a curated record
UCAUCAUCAUCCACGACGACGACAACAACAACAACAGUGUCCAGGUACAUCCCCUCUGUAUUAAAAAAAUCUCUACCCGUCGCCGUCAUCAACCCCCCACAUUUUCUAUUCCAUUCAUUCGUUACUUCCCAUACUCUCUCUCUCUCUCUCUCUCUCUCUCAAAAUGGACUUGACCCACCCGCAGUCCACUCUCUCUCUAGGGUUCUCAUCACCAUCACCACAACCCUCGCCCCGCCACAACAACAACCACCGUACCCAAAUCGCCGACGACUCCAUCUCUCUCCAACUCGACUCCUCUCUCCGCGAACCCACUCCUCUCGCUCCUCCCACCAUCCCUCUCCAACUCCUCGAAUCCAACGGCGCCGUUUCGCCCCCCCACCACCACCAAGACGACGAAAUCCGCCUCCUCGGCCACUGCGUCAAACGCCGCCGUCCCGACCCCGAAACGACGACCACCUCCUCCUCCUCCUCGUCGAUCGAGUCGCGAAGGAACUCCGUGCGCGCGUGGGGAGGCGCGCCUCUCCACGCGGCGGACCCGGAGAUAUUCGAGAUUAUGGAGAAGGAGAAGCAGCGGCAAUUCAAAGGGAUCGAAUUGAUCGCCUCCGAGAAUUUCGUGUGCCGCGCGGUAAUGGAAGCUCUCGGAAGCCACUUGACGAACAAGUACUCCGAGGGAAUGCCCGGAGCGCGGUACUACGGCGGAAAUCAGUACAUCGACGACAUCGAGACUCUAUGCUGCGACCGCGCAUUGGCGGCGUUCGGCCUCGAACCGGAGAAUUGGGGAGUCAACGUGCAGCCGUAUUCGUGUACCUCGGCGAAUUUCGCGGUUUACACGGGGCUUUUGCUGCCCGGCGAUCGGAUUAUGGGGUUGGAUACGCCGUCAGGUGGGAACACGAGUCACGGGUACUAUACCCCGAAUGGGAGGAAGGUUUCGGGGGCGUCGAUUUUCUUUGAGAGUUUGCCGUAUAAGGUGAAUCCGCAAACUGGGUAUAUUGAUUUCGAUAAGCUGGAGGAGAGGGCAUUGGAUUUUAGGCCUAAGAUAUUGAUUUGUGGAGGGAGUUCGUACCCGAGGGAGUGGGAUUAUGCAAGGUUUAGGCAGGUUGCGGAUAGGUGUGGUGCUGUUUUGAUGUGUGAUAUGGCCCAAAUUAGCGGCCUCGUUGCGGCUAAGGAGUGUGUUAACCCUUUUGACUACUGUGACAUUGUCACCUCAACAACUCAUAAAAGUCUUCGAGGUCCUAGGGGAGGUAUAAUUUUUUAUAGGAAGGGUUUGAAGCCAAGGAAGAGAGGAAUGCUUUUAAGUCAAGGAGAUGAAAGUGACCAAUAUGACUUUGAGGAAAAGAUAAACUUUGCAGUGUUUCCAUCAUUGCAAGGUGGACCACACAAUAACCACACUGCUGCUCUUGCCAUAGCAUUAAAACAGGUGGCUACACCCGAGUACAAGGCAUACAUGCAGCAGGUGAAGAAAAAUACUCAGGCUCUAGCGUCUGCUUUAUUGAGAAGAAAAUGCAGGUUGGUUACUGGAGGCACAGACAACCAUUUGAUACUGUGGGAUCUAAGGCCUCUUGGAUUAACAGGUAAGAAUUAUGAGAAAGUAUGUGAGAUGUGUCACAUAACUCUCAAUAAAAUUACUAUUUUUGGUGACAAUGGAGCCAUCACUCCUGGAGGAGUAAGAAUUGGUACCCCUGCUAUGACAUCUAGAGGAUGUCUAGAGUCUGAUUUUGAGACAAUGGCUGAAUUCCUCCUCAGAGCUGCACAGAUUGCUAGUACAGUGCAGAGAGAGCAUGGGAAGAAGGGUUUUUUGAAGGUUUUCCUAGGUAACAAGGACAUUGUUGACCUCCGGACCCGAGUUGAAAGUUUUGCAACACAGUUUGCAAUGCCAGGAUUUGACAUUUGAAUGGGUUCAAGAGUUGCUGCAUAUAAAGGGUUGCUGGUUACCAUCCGACAUUUGAAAGGUAACUGGAAGGAUUACCGUCAUCCUCCUCUUAUACCUGACAGACCUCUGCUGCUCAUGCUACCUUCGAAAUUUAUGUCCUCCGUUUGUCCUUGUGUUCUUGGUUGGUGUCUCUGCGAUUUUUUUGGCUAUGGUUGAUGCAGUCGCCAACCUUUUACUACCUAAGGUACAUAAGGAUUUUGCCCUGCUAAAGGGAGGAUUGUUUUGGUAAUUAAUUCUUCCUGCUGUGUUGAAAAAAAUGGUGGCUGCAAAACAAUGAAUGAGUAUGGUGGUGUUUGGGACAUUUUGUCAGCUGUCAAAAACAGAAGAUCAAAUCUGGAUCAACCAAACCUGAGUUCAACCUUAAUGUAUAGAGUGUGCAGAAUAGUUUGAAUUUGAUCUGUAUGAAUUGAAGUUAUGAAUUCUUUUUGAUACAGUUAGAUACAGCAAGAUAUACAGUUAACAUUGUCAUAUUGUUUCUACUAAAUAAUGUGAAAGAUAUACACCAUACUCAUUCUCCUUUCGUUCUCUA